Penicillium verhagenii is the source of this 573-nucleotide messenger RNA. RefSeq names its product bacteriodes thetaiotaomicron symbiotic chitinase. The transcript has 5 exons. The record is from RefSeq and is a predicted model, not a curated record. The coding region runs from base 1 to 573 and encodes 190 amino acids. NCBI's taxonomy places the organism in Eukaryota, Fungi, Ascomycota, Eurotiomycetes, Eurotiales, Aspergillaceae.
AUGUCAGUAACUGCGUGGACGUUAACACGGGGCAAUAUAAAACAGGAUAUAGUGUUCUGGAUUAUGUUCACUCUGCGUCUGGUGACGGCGCUGUGCUUUAGAAUCCCGACAAUGAUUUGUUGCCCUACUGAUGCUAUGCCCAAGGGUUGCACUUGGGAGGGAGAAAAUGAAUAUAGCCUAUAUAGUGGAAACAGUAGUACUUGCGGUAAUAAUAAGUAUAAGCUAGUAGCAGACAUAUAUAAUGAUCGGAUAGGGUCCAUUCAUUGCCUUAUCAACCAGAGAUCACUUUAUUACUUGAACCCCGAGGAGGAAGGUGUGCCUUAUAACUUACUUUAUUAUGAUCCUCCUUCUGCUUCUGAGAAUCGUCCUGUCAACCCAGCAGAUCUCUUUGAGUAUCCUAAUGAAGAUCAUGUGAUGUAUUACUACAAGGUCGAGAAGAUAUUAAAUAAUAAUAUGGCUUCGAUAUUUAUUGACUUUAAAAAAGCUACCGAUGAUAAAAGCAGUGACCCAUUUAUAUUUAUCAUGAUUGAUGGUGACCCGGAAGCAUACGACGAGUCUCUUGUCGAUCAGUAG